UAGGUUAACUACACGACGUUAAAAAAGAUAAAAAAUUGCUGUUACUGUCUUUUGCAUACUGUUGAUUGGUUGUGUGAUAUAUAAUUGUAUACACAUAUAAUUACAAUUAUAAUAAAACAAAGUUGAUAAAUAAUAAUAAUAAUAAUAAUAAUAAUAAUAAUGUCAACGGAUUUUUAUAUAAGAUAUUACGUUGGUCACAAAGGUAAAUUUGGUCACGAAUUUUUGGAAUUUGAAUUUCGUCCUGACGGUAAAUUGCGCUAUGCAAACAACUCAAAUUACAAAAAUGACACAAUGAUCCGUAAAGAAGCUUAUGUACAUCAAUGUGUUAUGGAGGAAUUAAAAAGAAUAAUUCAAGAUUCGGAAAUAAUGCAAGAAGAUGAUUCCUUGUGGCCACAACCAGACCGAGUUGGUAGACAAGAGUUGGAAAUAGUAAUUGGAGAUGAGCAUAUAUCAUUUACAACUUCGAAAACUGGUUCCCUCCUUGAUGUUAAUCAAUCUCGUGAUCCAGAAGGACUUCGUUGUUUCUACUAUUUGGUUCAAGAUCUAAAAUGUCUUGUUUUCUCCCUCAUUGGACUUCAUUUCAAAAUCAAGCCGAUAUAAAAAUUUAAUAAAUAUACUUUUCAUCAUACCAUCUUGGUUUUUUCUUAUCAUAAUCAUUAUUGUAAUUCCAUAAUCAACACAUUAUAUUUUAAUGUAUUACUUUCAAUAAAAUAUAAUUUCAAUAAUCUUUAUAA
Molecule: messenger RNA, 734 nt
Organism: Microplitis demolitor
Lineage: Eukaryota; Metazoa; Arthropoda; Insecta; Hymenoptera; Braconidae
Gene: mago
Product: protein mago nashi homolog
Exons: 1
Coding region: 160-600 (146 amino acids)
Biological process (GO): RNA splicing
Cellular component (GO): nucleus; catalytic step 2 spliceosome; exon-exon junction complex
Source: RefSeq, a predicted model, not a curated record